Molecule: messenger RNA, 558 nt
Organism: Lycium barbarum (goji berry)
Lineage: Eukaryota; Viridiplantae; Streptophyta; Magnoliopsida; Solanales; Solanaceae
Exons: 2
Coding region: 1-558 (185 amino acids)
Molecular function (GO): nucleic acid binding; zinc ion binding
Source: RefSeq, a predicted model, not a curated record
AUGUAUGGUAGAUGGAAUUACACUAACCGGAGGAACGGUACAUACACGUUCACAACACUCUCUAAGAAGUUCCAGGAGAAGCUAUCAAUAAAUGAGUAUCUAUGUUUACGUAUGACGGUGGAACCAUCAACCGAAUAUGUGUACACAGUCCAUGAUGGAGGAAGGCGUUUUGUUGUUUGCUUGAAAAACAAAACUUGCAGUUGUCGUAUGUUUCAAAUAGAUGAAAUUCCUUGCCCACAUGCUUGGGCUGUAUUAAAAAAGAAAAAUCUAAAAGCUGAUGAUUAUUGCUCAGAAUUGUUCAAACCGGAGACUGUGGUGAAAACAUUUGAUAUACCUGUGGAUCCUUUCCCUGACGAGCGUGAAUGGAAGAUUCCCACAUACAUCUUGGAGGAUGUAGUUUUGCCACCAAGAUACAAGAGACCGCCCGGUAGGCCGAAGUUGAAGCGUGAUAAGCCGUUAAGGGAAUUGCUUAUUGGUAAAAAAAGACAUGCUUGCAGCACUUGUGGACAGCUGGGACACAAUAGACGUUCAUGUAGUUUUGAGCCUCGGAAGAAGUGA